Dromaius novaehollandiae (emu) is the source of this 3783-nucleotide messenger RNA. It is a transcript of the gene VASH2, whose product is annotated as vasohibin 2. Gene Ontology annotation, biological process: regulation of angiogenesis. The record is from RefSeq and is a predicted model, not a curated record. Bases 176 to 1315 code for a protein of 379 amino acids. The transcript has 8 exons. NCBI's taxonomy places the organism in Eukaryota, Metazoa, Chordata, Aves, Casuariiformes, Dromaiidae. Gene Ontology annotation, cellular component: cytoplasm.
GUUCUGCGUUUGCCCCGGGGGCGUUGCCGGUAGCGGCCGUGGGGGCGGGCCGCGGGCGGGCGGCGGCGGCGCCGGGUGACCGCGCUGUCCCCGCCGCUGCCUGCCGGGCGCAGGCGGAGCCCCGCGCGGAGCCGGCCCCGCGGCGCCGCGGCGCGCCGGGGAUGGCCGCGGGGCCAUGACGGGCGCGGCGGACGGCGGCGGCGGCGGCGCCCCCGGGGGCCCGCGGCGGGCGGCGGGCGCCAAGGCGGUGGGCCGCUCGCGGAGCGCCCAGCCGCGGGCGGCGGGCGGCGGCGGCGGCUCGGAGGAGGAGGACCGGGACGGCGGGGUGCUCUUCCUCGUCAACAAGAGCGGCUUCCCCCUGGACGGGCAGACGUGGGAGCGCAUGUGGGGGCACGUGGAGCGGGUGCACCCCGACGGCAGCGCCGUGGCGGCGGCCAUACGCAGCGCCGCCCGCCUCGCCCGGCCUUCAGUGCCACCAGUGCCAAACUACAAGCUCUCCAUGUCUAUCCCAGAAUGGCUUCAGGCAAUACAGACCUACAUGAAGAUGCUGCAAUACAAUCACACAGGAACUCAGUUCUUUGAGAUUAGAAAAACCAGGCCUCUAAGUGGGUUAAUGGAGACAGCAAGAGAAAUGACCAGGGAGUCCUUACCUAUCAAAUGCCUUGAAGCAGUUAUCCUGGGGAUAUACUUAACCAAUGGGCAGCCCUCUGUGGAACGAUUCCCCAUCAGCUUUAAAACCCACUUCUCAGGGAACUAUUUUCAUCAUGUGGUGCUUGGGAUUUACUGCAAUGGCCGGUAUGGCUCACUGGGCAUGAGCAGGCGAUCAGAUUUGAUGGACAAACCUUUAACUUACCGAACUCUGAGUGACCUCAUCUUUGAAUUUGAAGACUCUUAUAAAAAGUACUUACAUUCAGUGAAAAAAGUAAAAAUUGGAUUAUAUGUCCCGCAUGAGCCACACAGCUUUCAGCCCAUCGAGUGGAAACAACUGGUCCUCAAUGUAUCCAAGAUGAUGCGCACAGAUGUCAGGAAGGAGUUGGAGAAAUUUGCUAGGGAUAUGCGAAUGAAGAUUCUGAAACCCUCAAGUGCCCAUUCUCCAGUCAAAGUGAGAUCACGGGGUAAGUCGUUGUCGCCCCGCCGAAGGCAGGCCAGCCCUCAGAGACGGGCGUGCAGAAGAGACAAAUCACCUUCACAGAGACCUAACCAAGAGGAAACGGCAGGGUCAGAGGGACAUCAAACUGUGACCAUGCCUGUGGUGGUGGACAAGAAAGCAGAUCUGGCUACGCUCAACGAGGUGGGCUAUCAGCUACGCAUCUAGCAAAGCCACAGGCUGGACAGAGGGCUUCCUUGGUGCUUCCUGAUGCACUUUACCUGCACCCCAUUGGAAGGAAGAAGGAAUGGGACUAUUUAUUAGCUUGUGGACUUUAAUUUAAAGCUGUACUAGAAAAUAGAACACAAAACUUUUUUGGUGGCAAUAUUUAUUUUCUUUCAAUUCAUGGAAAUGGCAUCAGUGAAGAGAACCUAAAAUUACGUUCACCAGGAGGUGGGAUUUUUUCCUCCAUCAUGUAGAAGGUGACUCCAGUGGUACAUGGGUUUCUUUAAGUAUAAUUUCUUUGUAUAAAUUUUAACUGAAUUAGGGCACUGUGCUGAGUGGUAGCACUGGGAUGAUUAUGAAAUCAUAUUCUUCUUAGUGUUAAGAUGUGCUGAGAUACAGUGUGUGUUUAAAAAAAAUCAUGUUCAGUAUUAAUAUUCAGCAAUAAAAACAAGCAGUGCAGAAGUGGCAUGAGUUUUUGAAGUGUCAACAUUACCUCACUAAACUUAAUAGAUAUGCAAAACUGUCAGUAUUACUGUUUUGUAACUAAUUUGUACUGUCUCCCAGCAUUUCUGGUAGUAUUUAAAACAGCACUAGAUGCGCUCUGCCACCUGUAUUACUAUUUUAUGCAUGUUGCUGAAAGAAGUUAAGGGAUAAUAAUAUGCAAGUGUAUUCUUAAACACUGACAUCUUAUUAUGGAAAAUAUGAGAUUUUGUUUGUUUUUUUAAAUGAUAACUGACCAAUAAUUAAAAAAAAAAACUUUCAUAGGUUUUUUUCUUUACACUUUGUCACAAGCUUUUAGUCUUUCCAAACUACUUUGCUGAAGCACAAAACGUGGAGACUGCUGUUUUGUAGAGACAAGGGUUCACAUUGCAGUGCCAGUUUUUCUUGUAUAUGUUAUUGGAAUAAUGGAAAAAAGUCAGAAUUGCUUACUUAAGUCUUUACAUUUUUCUUUCAAUAUUUAUGUGCAACUUGGAACCUUGUCUUUGAAAGGCUGAGCAGUCUCAAAUGGUGAUGCCUUGACAUCUUAUAUUAAGAUCAGACAUCACAGACUGAAGUUAUGCUUCCACCAUGCUACUACAGGGAGUUCUUCCUAUAUGCAUUAUAACAACAAUCAUUUAGUCAGAUCUGAAAAGGAAAUUUGUAUUGGAAAAAGUUCAGCAAUAAAACAAAUCACAUCACAAACAGCUACAACUCUCUUUCUUUUUGUUGUAAGGCUUAGCUUAGGACCUGUGAUCAAGGCAGUGUUUUUUAAGUGACAGGGCAAGACUUUUAUUUGGGUCUACUGUUCACAUUAAGGAAGUUCUCUGGAAGCAUUUGAGUGCUGCAUUCCUGAAAAUAUUUCAUUAGGUGCCUAAAUGGAAACUGGAUUACUCUGAAAGUCCAGCCUCUACACUUUGUGCUAUGCUUAUAGCUGAUAUAACUGUGGGCCUUUUAUAUCUCCCUUCCUGGCCUCUUAUUUAUUGGAAUCUCUGAGAAGACAGGGCAUCACAAAGCAGUGACAGAAAUGCUUGCUCAAAAUGAAUGAUUUAAGCUCCUAGAACUCUCCUUGGUUCAACCAAGGAUGAAGUGAACACAGGAGGAGAUGACUGCAUGUAGUACAGAUCUCAUUGCUCAGAGAAGUCGAUGAAUCUCAUUUACCUAGGACAGGAAGACAACAUGGACAGCCAGUAACUUUUUACAAACAGUAAAACACUUUCCAGUAACUAGAUUUUAGAAGGCCAAACUAGAGAACAGACUUUUCAAACCUAUUACACUUCUUUAUACAAGAUUAUUUUAUCAAUUACAGGGAGGCCUUUCCCAUCCCUCUUCCUGCAACCUUUCUCACUCCUAUGUUCAUAAUGAGAAUUUUUGGGGUCAGGAGUGAAGUUGAGGAAUAGAGGGAAAUACUCUUUUUGAUAGAAAUUUUUGUUGUGUAAUUUGACAUUAGCUGCAGAAUUUGUUUUAACGUUUGUGCUGCUCUGUGUUUUGUGAUCUAAACAAAUUUUUCAUGUUUCCUGUAGAUUUCUCAUGAGUAAAAUGAUGUGGAAACCUGUUAAAUCUUGAUAAAUGGUAGCUGUAGCACCAGGUUAUCUGAUGCAAAUUUUUUCUAUGAAACCAUGGUUUACUUCUCUUCAACUCAAGUAAUGGUUGUUGGUAUAUAGUUUUUACCAGUGUCCAGAGCAAUUUGAACUAUGUUCUCUGAACUGCUAACUUUACUGAAACUUUUCUAAACUGUAGAGCUGUGUGACAAACUGCUUUUGGGGUGGUUCUUGUUUUGAAGUUCAUCUGAAAUAUUCUCUUGAAAUUUGCUUAUAAUGGCAUUUGUAUUAACUGUGGUUCUAGUGAUUUUUUUUUUCCUAGCUCACUGCAACAUGGUCAAGUAGUAUAGAAAAACCUGUGCAUGACUGUUUUGCCUCCUCUCCCCCCCCGCCUUGUAUGUUUAUACACAGCAUGAAACUUUAAUAAACUAUCAUGGUAGUCUUUUUUAAUGA